AUGGCGGAAGUGGAGGACAAGCUCAAGGACUACGAGAUAAAGAAGGAGGGAGAAGCAGAGAUCCUCUUGCACAAGAAGAACGCCGUCUUCUAUAAUCCCGUGCAGGUUCACAACAGAGACAUGUCCAUUGCUGUUUUAAGGACCUUUGUUGCCAAGCGCAAGGAAGAACAUGAAGCGCUGGUGGACAAGAGGAAUACAUCACUUGAAAAAAACAAACAGAGUGAAACAUCCAGUCAAAAUAGAGAGGAUGCGUCAACUGGGCAGCAAGAUGAAAUGGAUGUUGUUUGUGAAAAGGAGCUAAAUAAAGCUGAAGAUCAAAUUGAUGAUCUGUCAAAAGAAGCAACAAAACCUUCCUGGAAAGUAACCAGAGAGCUUAAGCCACCACUUGUCCUCGAGGCUUUAGCUGCUACUGGGUUGCGAUCACUCCGGUAUGCCCGUGAAGUUGAGGGCUUAGGAAAGGUAGUUGCUCUGGAUAAUGAUAAAGCAUCUGUCGAAGAUUGCAAGCGAAACAUAAAGUUCAAUGGCGCUUCCGCUGCUAGUAAGGUGGAAGCUUACUUGGUUGAUUCUCGAAUUCACAUGCUGAUGCAUCCAAAAGAAUUUGAUGUGGUUGAUCUUGACCCUUAUGGAUCACCAUCUAUAUUUCUCGACUCAGCUGUACAGGCUGUUGCUGAUGGUGGUUUAUUAAUGUGCACUGCCACUGAUAUGGCAGUUCUUUGUGGUACCAAUGGAGAAGUUUGUUACUCGAAGUAUGGUUCAUUCCCAACCAAGGGCAAGUAUUGCCACGAAAUGGCUUUGAGGAUCCUCCUUGCCAGUAUUGAGAGCCAUGCAAAUCGGUACAAGCGAUAUAUUGUGCCUGUUCUCUCUGUGUUCAUGGAUUUUUAUAUCCGUGUUUUUGUUCGAGUAUUCACUUCUGCAAGUGAAAUAAAGAAUACACCUCUUAAACUUUCUUACAUAUAUCAGUGUGUUGGCUGUGACUCUUUCCAUCUUCAAUGUCUUGCGAGGACUGUUCCGAAGAAGAAUAAUGGUGUGAAGCAUGCACCUGCUAUUGGACCUGUUGUUCCUCAAGAAUGCAGUAAUUGUGGAAAGAAAUUUAAUAUAGGUGGGCCAAUAUGGUCAGCUCCUAUUCAUGAUCAAGACUGGGUAGUUUCUACUUUGACAGGUGUUAAGUCGAUGAAGGAUAGAUAUCCUGCAUAUGAUAAAAUUACUUCAGUUCUGACUACUGUGUCAGAGGAGUUACAUGACAUUCCAUUGUUUUUCAGUCUCCAUAACAUAGCUGGCACUGUUAAGUGCACAUCUCCAUCUUUGGUUAUGUUUCGGUCUGCAGUUCUAAAUGCAGGGUAUCAGAUCUCAAGCACCCAUGUUAACCCACUUGGCGUUAAGUCUGAUGCCCCUUGGGAUGUUAUUUGGGACAUCAUGCGCUGCUGGGUGAAGAAUCAUCCUAUUAAGGAACAGCCCCGUGAUUCGCCAGGCACAGCGAUCCUUUUAAAAUCACCAAAGCUAGAAGCAAAUUUUUCAAGAGCAGUUGCUGCCCUCAGCAAGGCUCAGGCAAAGAAGAUUAAACGAUUCCUUCCAAACCCAGAACGGCACUGGGGUCCGAAGGUCAGAGCAGGCCGGAAGAUCACGAGCAAACAUAUCUCUCUGUUGGGCCCUGAGGCUAUCAAUGGCGCUCUGAAUGGUGGUGACUGCCACAAAGAAGGAAACGGUGCUGCGCCAGAUAAUACAUCCCCAGAACCCGAGGGGAUCAAAGACGUUGAGAAUGAACCCUCAAACAAACGCCAAAAAACCAGCGACGGCGAACCAGCAAGCGAACCUUGA
Messenger RNA from Miscanthus lutarioriparius, 1815 nucleotides. NCBI's taxonomy places the organism in Eukaryota, Viridiplantae, Streptophyta, Magnoliopsida, Poales, Poaceae. The record is from the annotation of a GenBank genome assembly.